Messenger RNA from Plectropomus leopardus (leopard coralgrouper), 1037 nucleotides. It is a transcript of the gene mrps23, whose product is annotated as mitochondrial ribosomal protein S23. Gene Ontology annotation, molecular function: structural constituent of ribosome. Gene Ontology annotation, cellular component: mitochondrion; ribosome. NCBI's taxonomy places the organism in Eukaryota, Metazoa, Chordata, Actinopteri, Perciformes, Serranidae. Gene Ontology annotation, biological process: translation. The record is from RefSeq and is a predicted model, not a curated record.
ACCACCGAAGAAGAAGCAGCAGUGGGACCGGAUGUCCUGCGUGUGCUAACAGGAGACAUCAGAGACGCUGUGGACUCCGGUGUAUUGAUCAGUCGCUGUUGGACGCGGUGUCUUUUUCCGGUGCUGCGGCGGCGGGAGGACACGCUGCGAUGGCCGGCAGCAGGCUGGAGAAGUUCGGGAGCGUUUAUACCCGGGUUCGAGAUCUGAUGCGCUCGGGGGUCAUGAAGCCGUCGCAGAAACCCAUCUGGUUUGACGUGUACGAGGCCUUCCCACCCAAGAAGGAGCCGCUCUACGUGAAGCCGCUCAGGAGGUUUCCGAAGACGGACGACGCUGUGCCCGAAAUCUUCUACCGAGAGGAUCAAAUCAGAGCGAAGUUCUAUGAGCAGUUUGGGACGGGUCCCUGGGCCUUGGAUCUGUCCAAACCGAACUUUGUCUCUACGUGUCAGAGGUUCGUGGAGAAGUACAUGGACUUAGAGAGCCGGAGCGACCUGGAUGAGGCUGCGCUGUUCGAGGAGACCUGGAAGAGUUUCCUGUCCGAGGGCAUCGUGCUGAGACGCAGAGGAACUGCUCCCGUGUCAGCAGAGCCCAGGGACGCAGCGCUCGACCUGAAGCUCACAGACCUGCUGGCGGAGCAGCAGUCGGCCGCUGCAGACGGUGCAGACGGCGCAGAUGGCAAAGAGAUGACAGACGCCACACACACGCCGUAGACCUGCGAUUCUCCACCGCAGAUCUUCUGUCUGACUCUGAGAAGUUGAGUCGUUUCUGCUGCUCGUCUGGAGGUGACGCUCGCCCGUUCAGACGGCUUAAUUUAACCGCCAAGUCAUGACGUCAGUGCUGCUCCCCAACAUCCGGAGCUGCUCGGACAUCAGCUUCAUGUUUCCUAAACGUGGCUCUGCAGCCGCAGCAGGACGCUGGGACAAAAAGAGAAAUAAAGUCAACAUCAUGCAGUGGACAUUAGUCCACAAACACGCUGUGAAUUCUGGGUAACUGUGUGUGGAAAUGAAUGUGAAAUUAAAGUUACUCUUAAUACGUGUUAA